AUGAAAAAUACAAGUCAUUAUAUCGUCAAUUUAGACGAUAAAUUCCAUUCCACACGAAAUUCAGUUUCGCUCUAUCGGUAUUGGCGUCAAUUACAUAGACAACAACGUGUAUUUAUCAUUGCUGUUGUUUUGUUAUGUAUAUUUAUUUAUAUUGGUUAUCGUUCACAUUCAACAGAAAAAAUUGUUAAACUUCUACCAGAAUAUCAUCGACAAGAAAUAAGUAAAGAAAAAGAAGCUUGGCAACGUAAACAAAUUGAACAAGCUCAACCAAUUAAAGUCAAAGUUCAAAAGCAAAUUUUUUCGGAUCCAAUAAAUGAACGUCAAAUAGCUGUACGAGAUGCUAUGCGACAUGCUUGGAAAGCAUAUCGAACUUAUGCAUGGGGUUAUGAUGAAUUACUACCAUUAUCUAAAGUAUCUUCACCAUGGUUUGGUCUUGGUUUGACGAUUGUUGACAGUAUUGAUACAUUAUAUAUAAUGAAUAUGACUGAAGAAUAUAAUGAAGCUCGGGAAUGGAUUGAAAAAAGCUUUGAUUGUGAUUCAAAUUCAGCUGAUAAAUUUAAUUCACAUUUCGAAAUCACGAUACGAAUAUUGGGUGGUUUACUUAGCAUUUAUCAUUUAACAGCAGAUGAAAUAUUUUUAAAACGUGCAAUUGAAUUAGGUGAUCGACUUUUAGUCAAUUUUAAUACACCAACAGGUUUACCAUUAGCUGAAAUUAAUAUUAAACGAAAAGCCGCUAGUGGUUAUCGAUGGACUUCAGAUUCAGCUUUAUCAGAAGUUGGUACUGUUCAAAUCGAAAUGCGUGAUUUAUCACGAGUUAGUGGUGAUAAAAAAUAUGAAGAUGCAGUUGAUAAAGCCUCGGCUGUACUUCAUAGUCAAUCAAAGAAAGAUGGUCUUGUACCGAUAUUUAUUAGUCCACUAACUGGUCGAUUUUCAGGUGGUGUUGUAUCAUUUGGUGCACGUGGAGAUUCUUAUUAUGAAUAUUUACUCAAACAAUGGCUACAAACAGGACAACAGAGACCUGUUUUUUGGGAAGAUUGGAUCGAAUGUAUUGAGGGCGUACGUAAACAUCUUUGGCGUUUAGCUUAUCCAGAAAAACUUUAUUUUGUUGGUGAAUUAACUGGCAUGUCAAUAUUUUCACCAAAAAUGGACCAUUUGGCUUGUUUUCUUGCUGGUAAUAUGGCUCUUGGUUGGUAUUUUCAACGUAAUUUAACAUAUCUUCUUGAUAUGGCAAAAGAUUUAACCAAAACUUGUUAUCAACUGUAUGCUAAACAAGAAACAGGUCUUAGCCCUGAAAUAGCUUAUUUUAAUACUGAUCCCCAUUUAAAUGGAGAAACAAUAACUGUUCGAGACAAUGAUGCACACAAUUUAUUACGACCAGAAUUAAUUGAAUCUUUAUAUUAUAUGUAUUAUUUAACUGAUGAUAAAACCUAUCAAGAUUGGGGUUGGGAAAUAUUUCAAUCAUUUGAAAAAUAUACUCGACAAACUGAUGGUUACUCAUCAAUAAAUGAUGUGCGACAUAAAGAUAAUGUUCGACCACGUGAUAAAAUGGAAAGUUUUUUUCUUGCUGAAACAUUAAAGUAUCUUUAUUUACUUUUUGAUAAAAAAAAUUUAUUUUCAUUUGAUCAAUGGUUAUUUAAUACAGAAGCACAUCCUCUGCCUAUUUAUAAAAAUUAA
Molecule: messenger RNA, 1674 nt
Organism: Rotaria sordida
Lineage: Eukaryota; Metazoa; Rotifera; Eurotatoria; Philodinida; Philodinidae
Source: the annotation of a GenBank genome assembly